GCUGGACGGCUCAAUGCGCUUGGAGGGCCAAGGAGGGGCACUUGGACGUGGGCAUUGUCUUCCGGUGAUUGCGUCUUGUCCGAGUCUCUGUGCUAUUGGUGGCCUGUGACGAUUUGACUCCGGUUGAACCGGAUCAUUGCCAGCUGAGCAAAAGGAUAUCUCUCAACUGGCUCACGCUGUGAGCUGAGCGGCGUGGUCUUGCAAGCUCCGGUUUCCCUUUGCUGCCUUGCUCGUGCGGCAUGGGCUUGGUGGCCAGUACCGCUGCGCCCGAAGGUGCGGGCGUGCGCACCCUGGCCACGCAGGAUGCCACCGGUAUCUGGACCAUCCUCCGCUCCGUAAGCCACGAUCCUGAAGAGGACAUCACGAUCUUUGAGCACACCUCGACGGCUGAUCCGGACCCCGUCCUGAGCUUGGUCAAAAACAGUGCAAACUGGUUGCGCAAACUGCGCCAUCCCUGCCUUCUUAAAUACGAGUGGGAACAAGGCACCACUGCGCAACGCCGCCUAGGCAUUGUCACCGAGCCCGUCGUGCCCUGGGCUAGCCUCGACUGCCGGCUCACGCCUCACGAGGCGCUGGUGCUGUGCCACACACUUGUUCGAGCCUUGACCUUUCUGACCGAGGUAGCCUUGUUCAUCACGCCCGCCGCAAUGCUCGUCGCCCUCACCCGUUUGCUUCACGCUCAUGAUCCUGACUCGACGCGUGCUCACGUGCUUUGCACCCCCCUACCAACCCAGUGUGGCUUGUACCACAACAAUAUCUGUUUGCGCAGCGUUUUUGUCCACGCUUCCACGGGCCAGUUCAAGUUGGGAGGGUUUGAGUUUACUGCUGAGCAGUCCCAACCACCUCUUGAGUCGGAUCUACGCGAGCUCGCUGCGCGUGCCCCGGCGGAUUGUCAGUGCCCAGACGUUUGGGCCCUCAAUGCGUUGCUGGAUGUUCUGCCGCUGACCGCCCCCCUGCCCCGUGCUCUGCUCGCACUGGUGCGCCAGCUCGUACAGGCCAACACCCUCCAGGUUCGCGCUCACCUGUGUCCGCCGUACAACAUCGCCAAUCGUCGCGCUGUGCCACUGCGCCCCGUUGGAGAAUGCAACGGAACCAGAAACCUCGCGCUUAUGAUGGACUUGAUCCCUCUCGUUAUGGGCCAAUCGCACCCCAUCGCCGGUUGCUUUUCUGCCGACCUGCCUGCUGCUUGCGCAGCUCACCGCAGCGCUCGCGGGCAUCUCGGCGGCAGUAAGCUGCAUAGCCACACCUCACCUUGGUCCUGCCCACCGAUGGUACUACAAACACUCAGAAUCUACUCGGCACCCCUCAGUGAGGGCUUGCUGGAGAGUAAUGACGUCGUGAGUCGGACCCUGCUACUUGAGGCUUACUACCUGGCCGCCCCGGCCAUGAGUUUGAAGGCCUUGGAACGCUGCCUUCACCUGAUUCAACAAGGUGAGGACCUGAUCCCGACCAUGGGCUCAGACUGUGCUCUUCUAUUCCGUAGUGCGAUGCCAUCUCAUCCCCACAAACGGACGCUUUGGCCAGGUUUUGUGGCCGACGACGACAGUGUUAUGGCGUCAUCGUACAUGGCCAUGGGCGCGGCAAUCAAGAGGCUGGGCGGCGACGUGCUACACGCACACCGCAUGCCCGUGGUGGCUGCGUUCAACCCGCCACGACCUGCCGACGAAGAUUCGGACGCGGGCCGCUUCCAAGACGGCUCGUCUGUGCGCCCACCGACCAAGGCAGUAACAGCAAGCCCUGGGCAGAGUGUCUAUGCAGAUGACCCGGUGCCCAUGGAGGACACGCCCGCCAGUCCCGCAAGUGGUGCGGAUAGCCCGACAAAGACUCGAACGAUGGGCGCUAUCAGCUCGGGCAGGCCGGCUAAGACAAAGGCCGAACGAGAUGCUGAGCGUGAGGCCCGGCGCAAGGCUCGUGAGGAACGCCGGGAAGCUGCCAAACAAAAAGGCUCCCGCUCGAAACUCGGGGCCAAAAAGGCAAGCGGGGAGGAUCCCACCACAAGCCCGGUCUCUGGUCUUGAAUCACAAAAGGCCCCUGUUGACAACUCUGCGACUAUGGAGCCCGGCUGGGGUAGCGGCAACGAGGAAGACGUGGAUGCUGACUGGGGCAACCUGAACGAGGGGGACGCCAAUGACGAUUGGAUCAACCAGAGCGAGGACGUCGCAGGUGCAGGUGAACCCAAGACUAGCGGGUCGCCACAACUGGCUGGGGACUGGGGCGAUGAAGACGCGGCCGUUGAUUGGGGGCCGUUGGAGGAGGACGAGGAUGUGGAGGAGAAAGAGCAGGAGAGCUCCGAUGCAACUACCAAGUCCAAGGAGCAGGAGAGUGCCAACAUGAAGGUCGCCGCCGUUGUGGAGACAAAUGACUGGGCCAAUGAAGACGACGGCUGGGGCGCCGAAGAUGAUGAUUGGGGUGCCCUCGAAGAUGAGAUGUCAGCCAAGGAACAUUCUUCGCCCGUGCCCCAACCCGACGUCAGCAGGCAUCAAAGCACCAGUCCUGGGGAAAGGAUGGAUGAUGAUCGAGCUGGCUCAGGCCGCGAGGGUAAGGCGGGCAAAAAUCAGAGCGCCAUGGCCAGCCCCGUUUCUGGGGCUCGGACCAAGAUUCGUGAUGCCCAGUCUUCGGAUCGGCAAACGGUACCGGUCCGGUCAUCAUCCAUUACGUCAAAGAUGGAUGGCAACACGUCACCACCAUCAUCAUCACCGUCAUCGCCCCCGAAAAAGCAAUCGGAACGGCCUAUGAAGAAGGGCAUGAAAUUAGCGGGGCGAGCCAAACGCCAGGUGCUGCCUAGUGAUGAUAGCCAGAGCUCCACGCAAACCCGUGCCACAAGUUCUGAGGGGCAAGCACCCACUGUGACGCCAGCGACGAAACCACCCGCGGCAGCAGAGCCCGUGGUACCCAAGGUUGUGUCAGAUGACCCAUUUGCAGAGCUGGCGCCCAAGCUCGAGCCUCAGCCCACCUCUCCGGCCCCGGCGCUGAGCGCCCCUGCCACCAUGCGAUUUGCAGCGGCCGAUCCUUCGCCUGAAGAUGAUGGUGGUGACGGCUGGGGGGAGGCGGACGGUGAUGGCUGGGGCGACGCUGGAGAUGAAGAUCUGGAUCUCGAUCUCUAG
Molecule: messenger RNA, 3104 nt
Organism: Monosiga brevicollis MX1
Lineage: Eukaryota; Choanoflagellata; Craspedida; Salpingoecidae
Exons: 6
Coding region: 240-3104 (954 amino acids)
Source: RefSeq, a predicted model, not a curated record